GCCGCCAUGCAGCGGUUCCGCUUUUUGGUUAGUGAGGCGCUGCGUGGGCUGCGCUGUGAGCGCCGCUGCCAGGAGCUGUGAGGAGAGGACCAGCGAACUCAGAAGCCGGUCAUGGACUCAGUGACCUUUGAGGAUGUGGCUGUGAACUUCACCCAGGAAGAGUGGAUUUUGCUGGAUCCUUUUCAGAAGAACCUAUACGUCAAUGUGAUGCUGGAAACCUGUAGUAACCUUGCUGCUGUGGGAAUCAAAUCAGAAUACCAGACCAGUGAAGAGCAUUAUAAGCAUCCUGGGAGAAAUCUAAGGAACAUCACAUCCCACCCUGGAUACACACAUGAGCUUGAGUAUGGAAAGAAGCAAUAUAGUUCCAGUUCUCUCGCAACCAUUCACAUAUACAUGGGAGCCCCCAAUCGGAGAGGAACCUAUGAAUGUGAAGUAUAUACCGAAUCCUUUGGUUUUCCAAGUUCAUGUGGAGUGUAUCCGCAGAUUCACAGUGGAGAACAGCUCCGUGAGCAUAGUCAAUAUGACACAGCCUUUAUUGGUCCCAGUUCAUUUUGUGUUCGUAGUGGGACUCACACCAAAGAAAACCCUUCUGAAUCUAAACCAUGUGCUGCCAGUCUGAGUCCUUUCAACUACCUGCCGUCUCCCUGCGGAAGUCCUAAUGGAGAAAAGCAUUCUGGUUGUAUGCCAUAUGGCAAAGCUUCCAAUUGUCAAAAUUCCCUUCAAAGACAUGAAAUAAUCCACACCGGGGGAGAAGCAUAUGAGUGUAGACAGUGUGGUAAAGUGUUCCAAGGUCACAGCUCCCUUCAAAGGUGUAAAAUAAUUCAUGCUGGAGAAAAACCCUAUGAAUGUACACAAUGUGGUAAGUCAUUCAUUUAUCCCUAUUUACUCAAGAUGCACGAAAGGUAUCAUACUGGAGAGAGACCUUAUAAAUGUAAGAUCUGCGGUAAAGCGUUCCUUUGUUCCUCUUUCCUGCAAAGACACAAGAGAACUCACACGGGAGAGAAACCGUAUAAAUGUAAGCAAUGUGCUAAGCCCUUUAGAGGUCUCAGUAAUCUCCGAGUACAUGAAAGAACUCAUACUGGAGAAAAACCCUAUGAAUGUAAACAAUGUGGGAAAGCUCUGCGAAGUCACAGUUCCCUUCAAAGACAUAAAAUAGCUCACGCUGGGAAGAAGCCCUAUGAAUGUAAGCAGUGUGGUAAGUCCUUCAUUUACCCCUACUUACUUCAAACCCACGAAAGAUCUCAUACUGGAGAGAAGCCCUACAAAUGUAGCAUAUGCAGUAAGGCCUUUCGUUGCUCAUCUUUCCUGCAAAGGCAUGAAAGAACCCAUACUGGGGGAAAACCCUACGCGUGUAAGCAAUGCGGUAAGACUUUCAGAGGUCAUAGCUCCCUUCGAUUACAUGCGAGGUCUCACAGUGGGGAGAAACCAUAUAAAUGUAACAUUUGUAGUAAAGCCUUUCUGUGCCCCUCUUUUCUUCGAAGACAUGAAAGGACUCAUACGGGGGAAAGGCCCUAUCAAUGCAAGCAGUGCGGCAAAUCCUUCAGAGGUCAGAGUUCUCUUCAGCUCCACGAGCGAUCUCAUAGUGGAGAGAAACCCUAUAAAUGUGAGAUCUGCAGUAAAGCCUUUCUGUGUUCCUCUUUCCUUCAAAGACACGAAAGGACUCACUGUGAGGAAAAACCCUAUGUGUGCAAGCAGUGUGGCAAAGACUUUAAAGAUCAAGGCUCCUUUCAAAGACAUAAGGUUUCUCAUGUGGGAGGAAAACCUUACGAAUGUAACCAGUGUGGGAAGUCCUUCAUUUAUCCGUGUUUGCUUCAAGUCCACGUCAGAACGCACACUGGGGAGAAACCCUAUGAAUGUAAGCAGUGUGACAAAGCCUUCAGGAGUCUCAGUUACCUCCGUAUCCACGAAGGAAGCCACACCGAGGAAAACCCCUAUGAGUGUAGACAGUGCGGCAAGACUCUCAGUUGUUCCAGUGCCCUGCAGUUACAUAAGAGAACACACACGGGAGAAAAGCCCUACGUGUGUACGCAGUGUGGGAAGGCCUUCAGGGGCUUCAGUUAUCUUCGCGUCCAUGAGAGGACGCACACUGAAGAAAAACCCUACGAGUGUAAACGGUGCGGGAAAACUCUGAGUUGCUCCGGUUCUCUUCAGCUGCAUGAAAGAACACACACGGGAGAAAAGCCCUACGUGUGUAAGCAGUGUGGGAAGGCCUUCAGAGGUCUCAGUCGUCUUCGGGUCCACGAAAUCGUUCAUACUGGGGAAAAACCCCAUGAGUGUAAACUGUGUGGCAAGGCCUUCAGAUACCAUAGUUUACUUCGAGUGCACGAAAGGACCCACACUGGCGAGAAACCUUACGCUUGCCAACAGUGUAGUAAAGCCUUCAAAAGUCUCAGUAAUCUUCGAAUACAUGAGAAAACUCAUAGUGGUUUCUACGGAUGUAAACAGUGUGGCAAAACCCUCAGUUCUUCCAAUUCCCUUCGAGCGCACGAAAGAGCCCAUAGUGGAGAAAGAUCGUAUGGCUGUAAAGAGUGUGGCAAAACCUUUAGACGCUUCAGUAAUCUUCAGGUACACGAGAAGACUCAUGCUGAAGGAAAACCCUAUGGAUGUAAGCAAUGCGGCAAGUCCUUCAUUUACCAGUAUUUACUUGAAAAGCACGAGAAGGCUCAUACCGCGGAAAAACCCUAUAAAUGUGUGAUAUGCAGUAAAGCCUUUAUUUGUCCGUCUUUUCUUCAAAGACAUGAGAGAAUCCAUAGUGGAGAAAAACCCUAUGAAUGUGUACAGUGCGGCAAGUCAUUCAAAGGCCUCAGUUCCCUUCAGUUACACGAAAGAGCUCAUGGUAGAGAAAAGCAUUAUGACUGUACUCAGUGUGGUAAGGCCUUCAGAUGUCACAGUCUCCUUCGGGCACAUGAACGAACCCAUACCGGUGAAAAACCCUAUGAAUGUGAAGCAUGUGGCAAGACCUUCAAAAGUGCUGGGUACCUUCGAAUACAUGAGAAAACUCAUAGUGGUUUCUAUGAGUGUAAGCUCUGUGGGAAAGUGCUCAGCUGUUCAAGUGCUCUCCAGUUACAUGAAAGAACACACACUGGAGAAAAGCCCUACGAAUGUAAGCAGUGUGGGAAGGCCUUCAGAAGUCAAAGUUCCCUUCGAAGGCAUGAAAGAAUUCACGCUGGCGAGAAACCCUAUGAAUGUAAGCAGUGUGGGAAGUCCUUCAUUUAUCCGUGCUACCUUCAAAUGCACGAGAGGUCUCAUACUGGAGAGAAGCUCUAUAAAUGUAAUGUCUGUAGUAAAGCCUUUCUUUACCCCUGUUUCCUUCAAAUGCAUGAAAGAACUCACACUGGUGAGAAGCCUUACGAAUGUAAGCAGUGUGACAAAGCCUUCCGGAGUCACAGCUCUCUUCAAAUGCAUGAAAAAGUUCAUACAGGAGAAAAACCCUAUGAAUGUAAACAGUGUGGCAAAGCUUUGAUAAGUCAGAGUUCUCUUCAGAGGCAUAAAAUGGCUCAUGCCGGAGGAAGACGCUAUGAAUGUAAGCACUGUGGUAAGUCCUUCAUUUAUCCGUAUUUACUCCAAAUUCAUGAAAGAUCUCAUACUGGAGAGAGACCCUAUGAAUGCCAAGACUGUGGUAAAGCCUUUACAUGUUACCGUUCCCUUCGAAGACAUGGAAAAACACAUACCUGAGCGGGGGCGGGGGAGAACCCUUAUGAAUGCCAACAAACAUGCAAGAAUGUUCAGAAUUUCUAGUUCUCUUCAAAUAGUGGAAGUACUGGGAAAAGAGCUAAUGAAUAUAACACAAAUGGUGAAGGCUUUAGAAUUUUUGUUUGUUUGCUUGCUUGCUAUGGAAAGCUUGGUAGAACUCACUGGAGAAAAUUCUGUGACUCUAAGAGAUGUGCUAUGAUCUUCAAUUCCAUUUGAAGACAUGAAAAUAUCUGGUGUUAAAGCCCGUGAUUUGAAUGGAAUAUGAUAUUCAUUUCUUCAACACCCACUCAAAUGCAUAAACUAGUGUACCAUGAAGGCAGUUCUGUAGAAGCAGACAUUGGAUUGCUGCAGUUUGGAAAGUAAAGCUUAUAUUUUAACCACACUAAAGAUCAUGCGAUAACUCCGAUUGGAAGAAGAUUCUACAAAUUUAUAUGUAUUGAAAUACUGAAGCAAAUCAUGUUCGAAGUGUUAUAGCAUGAAUGAAAAGUUAUGUAAUUUGUGAAUGUAUGGUGUUUACCAGUGCUUUGUGUUUGAAGAAAAUUGCAGCAGCACCUGACAUUGCAGGCCUGUCCUCUUGGGGACUGUGGUUUUAAGGCAGGAAAUAGUAAGUUCAGGGCCUGUCCAGACAACUUAGUGAGACCAAUCUCAAUAAAAAUUGGAAAAGAUAUAUAUAAGUAGCUCACUCGUUUAGCACUGAGCUCCCAGUGUAAUUCCCAGUCCCACCAUCAAGAGAAAUGAGAAUGUCCCUAGGUGAUGAAUUUCUAUUUCUUUUGCAGGAAAACAUUGAGGUGAAGGUUUUCUAAGUGUAGACACAAACUUUUAACAGCAGAAAUAAUUGCUGGUAUAAAUUGUUAGACAAUUUCCUAACCAUAGUGUAGCCUACCAUACACUUAAACUACAUGGUAUAACUUCAAGACUAUUCUAGUCUGUGGAAUGUAGCUUUAUUGCAUACCAUAGUCAUAGCACCAAUAAAUACUAUGAAACAAAAGAUUUGGUAUAAAAAUAAAUAUUCUUCAGAUGAAGAAUACUUACUGAGAGUAGAGUUUUUAAGGACUAGAUUUUCUUCUAUCAGAGACUUUUAGGUGAAUAUAAAGCCAUUGGACACAUUAAUUUACUGUAACUCUUAUCAACACGGUAGACUUUGUUUAUAGUAUAUUGUUUGCCUAAAGACACUGUAGGCUUCAUUUAUAGCAUAUUGAUGUUUUCCCAAAGAAUACAUUAUCUUAUAACAUUUAUGGUGUGUAUAAAUUUAAUACUUAUGAUUUUUGUAAUAACAUUAUUUAAAAUGUAACCAUAUACGAUUGCUUAAAACUGUUUCUUUGCGUGCUUAUUCUUUAAUUUUUGCAUUGUAUAUUUUUUAAAAAAACUUGUUUGUGAAAAAUGUUAUCGUUUAGAACACUGAGGCAGGAGGUUGGUGUUUGUAGCUCUCCCUGACUAUAUGCAGAAACACUGAGACCUAGAAUAACCAGGUCAUGACAACCUUGCACCUUCUUGUCUGUCAUGGAAACUUUUCAGGAACAGUAAAAUGUCUAGAACUGUUGACACCUCUUCCUUAAGCGGUCCUUUGAGAAGGACCUGUCGAAGUUCCUGAGAAAGUCUCACUUUUCUGAAAUAAACAAGUGGUAGUGUCCUUAUUGGUGUUUUUCAUUGGUGAUUUGUUGUAAGCAGGUAAAACACCAUGCACAUUUCUAUGUUCGUGGAAAUCUUUUGGCAUUAAGUUUAAGCUUUCAAAUGUAUGACGAUUCUAUUGAGGUCUGUAAAUGCUUUUGAAUUCUUUUGGGCUCUAUUUUUCCUUCUGCAGUUUCUUUGAGAUUAGAGACUUUUGAAAUAGAACUAGCUGCGUUAUCAGAUUGCCAUAAGACCAGGGGAGAUGGGAUGGUGUGUUUUAAUUUGGAUAUGAAAUUAUCCCCACAAAGUCUUGUGGUUGGACACAGAUUUUUAGUCUGUGGUUUCUGAUUCCUUACUGGAUUGCAAUAACUGAGAUUCACCUGGUAACAUGUAAAGGUUGUGAACACAGUGAUUAAAAAUUCAGAUUUAUAUGUGCAUUGAUUUUCAUAUCACUGGCAUCACUCACCCAUGUUUGUAUCAUGUGAUUUAACUGUACCUCCACUUUGUUCUGAUCAUGCAACAUGUGUAUUGAAUGUGAUGUCAUGCCAUGCCAUGCAAUUAACAUAACAACUCUUUGAAGCACCUUAGCUCACACAUAAGACUUGCUGACUGUUGCAAAUUGAAAUACUUUUACUAAAUUCCAAGAGUUUUCUGCUCUUUUAGAAAUACUGAUUUAAUUGUAGAAAACAGACUUUUCUACUUCCCAAGUAUCAUUCAUCAAUAUAUAAAUACCAAAAUAAUUUACCUUUGUAUUGUAUAGUAUAGCGUAGCUUUAAAAAUUACUUGAAUUGCCCAGUUGUGUGUUGCAUGCUUUUAAUCCCAGCACUUGGGAGGCAGAAGCAGGAGGAUUCCUGUGAGUUUGAGGCCAGCCUGGUGUACAGAGUGAGUGUUAGGACAGGCUCUAAAGCUACAAAGAGAAACCUUAUCUCUAAAAAGCAAUAAAAAAAAUUGCUUGAGUUACUUACUUGUAUUUUAUUUAAAAAAAUCAUUCAGUGAUUAUUGGGUAGGAAUAAAGAAAAAUAUUUUAACAACUUAUUAAAUGGCCGUAAGUGUAUUUCUGCCUUUAUUUAUGUGAUGUUGUCCAUAUUUGACAAUUAUAAAACCAAAGUAUCAAUUAACUCUUAAAAACAUUCUCUGUGUGCUACACUAUUGAAUAUUCAGCUAAGAUUUUACGUUUUAUGUAAAAAUAAAUAUGCUCAUUCUACUAAUAUACAUAUUUACUUUCAUGGUAUUAAAUGAUAAAAGAUAUAUUCACCAAAUAUAUUUGUUUUUCAGUAGAUUUCUUUGAUUUAUUAUCAAUAAAUGUAUCAUUUGAACACCCACUUCA
Molecule: messenger RNA, 6628 nt
Organism: Myodes glareolus (Bank vole)
Lineage: Eukaryota; Metazoa; Chordata; Mammalia; Rodentia; Cricetidae
Biological process (GO): regulation of transcription by RNA polymerase II
Cellular component (GO): nucleus
Molecular function (GO): DNA-binding transcription activator activity, RNA polymerase II-specific; RNA polymerase II cis-regulatory region sequence-specific DNA binding
Source: RefSeq, a predicted model, not a curated record